AUGAUUCUCUAUGACAAGAUAAAGAAUCUGGCAAAGGAUGAAAAAGACGAGUUGUUAUUGGAACACAUGACCAAUGCUACUCUAGAUCGUCUUCAAGUUUACAAGAAGAAGAGUGUUCCACUUGCAAGACUAAAAUUUGCAUGUAUACAAAAUCCAGAUUACUUCCCACCUCCAGAGGGUAAAUGGUGUUAUGAUGACAGUGACUUGGGUAAUGAAGAAAAGAAGAUGGAGGAUUUUGAACCAAAAUGUUGUAAAUGGUUCAUUAAAGAAGAGGGCAAAAAGAAGAAAAGUAAGAAAGGUACUCCAAAGAAAGUUGCUGCUAAGAAGCUAGUUCAAAGAGCAUUAAUUGAUGAGCGAAAGAUAGCUCGUGAAAUCGAAGCAGAAGAUUUUUGGGGUGAUGAAAAUAUUGAAGGUGGUACAGAAAACGUUGAAGAUGAUGAAUGCACAUCUAGUCCGAGGUCAACAAACUUGGAAGAUGUUCCAGAUAUGCCAUUCUUCGAUGAUGGUAGAAUGAAAGUUAGGGAAGAUAAGGUUGAGAAGCUUCCAAAAGAGAAAGCUGCAACAGACGAUAAAGUGAAGGAUCUUGAAGCUCAAAAUGUGUUCAAGUUAAUCGGUGAAACACAAAGGCUUGCUGAAAUUGCAAGGCGUCGUAAGAAAGAUGGCGAGAACGACGAAGAUGAAGAAGAUGAUGACGUGUUUAAAGACUUAGAUGAUCCUACCAUUCAUCCAAAAGACAACAAUGAUGAUAAUGAUGAUGAUGAUGAUCAGGGUGGUGGUAAUGCUUUUUAG
Messenger RNA from Helianthus annuus (common sunflower), 789 nucleotides. RefSeq names its product mitotic apparatus protein p62-like. The transcript is spliced from 4 exons. Bases 1 to 789 code for a protein of 262 amino acids. Lineage: Eukaryota; Viridiplantae; Streptophyta; Magnoliopsida; Asterales; Asteraceae. The record is from RefSeq and is a predicted model, not a curated record.